Messenger RNA from Cetraspora pellucida, 543 nucleotides. The record is from the annotation of a GenBank genome assembly. Lineage: Eukaryota; Fungi; Glomeromycota; Glomeromycetes; Diversisporales; Gigasporaceae.
AUGCAUUACAAUUUUGUAGAGAUUCUUAUGACUCUUACAGAAAAAAUUAAAAAAAAAAAUAUGCAGGAAAAUGCAACAUCAAAAGACGAAGUUAGAGAAAUUGAAAAUAAGAAUCAAGUGCAAAAAAAGCUAGGUGAAAAGCAAGAGGAUAAUUCAACAAUUAUUAAUAAUCCAACAAUUAUUGAAAGUGCAAAAGAGGCCGUCGUUCCUACGUUUCAAGCUUCAGGUGAUGAGGAAACAAAAGCAGCUGCAUCAACAAUUGGCAGUGGCACUUUAGUGGCUGGUUCUACUUCUCCAACGUCUUCACUUGCUCAGCCUACGGAGAAAAUUGGUGAAGCAAGUGGUAAUGAGGCAAUGAGAGAAAAAGGAAAAGAAAUUGAAAAUAACUUUGAUGAAAAGCAGGAGAACGAUUCAACAAUAAGUAAUAAUCCAAUACUUAUAGAAACAAAAGAAGCAGUAUCAAUUGGUGGUGACAGAGCUUUAGCAGCCGGUUCUCUUUUUUCUUCACCGACUCUAUUUUCUCAGUACAUAAUGAUGUUGUAG